AAUUUAACAACUAUCCAAAUAUGGUAGGUAAUGCUUUCUUAGAAGUGAUUUCUCAAGCUUGGCAUAUGAUUGAAGUAUACUUUUUUCUGAGUGGUUUUUUAACAUUCUACCUGCGACGAAGGGAUAAAAAAAGACCUGCAUUGUACUACUUAACGUUUUUAAUCCAGCGAUAUAUCAGAAUGACUAUUCCUUUGCUCUGCUUAUUGGCUUUUUUUAUACUUCUGCCUCUUUGUGGCGAAGGACCACACUGGGAUCUCGUAUAUAAAGAAGCGGAAAACGUUGAGAAACACUGGUGGAGAUAUAUCCUUCAAAUUCAGAAUUUUUACACCAUUAACCUAACUUUUUCUUCACACACAUGGUUUUUGAAUGUGUUAAUGCAAUUAACUGUAAUUACAGUUCCUUUGUUUUACAUUCGUGAUAGAUGGCCAAGAAUUGUAACUGCAUUAUUAUGCAUUUUGACAUUGGCAGGAAUCGUAUCACAUGCUUCUCAGUUACUAAUUACGAAAUGUGUCUUCAUCCUUGGUGUAUCAAUAAAUUUUGAAAAUUUUGGAAAGUUCCUGGAGAAUAUCUACAGCAAACCUUACUUUUCACACUUAAGUUCUUACUGCUUGGGCUUAUUAAUUGGACACGUUUUAUUGGAAAAGAAACAGCUGAAAUUCGGAAAGAGGAUUGUUGUUUCAUGUUGGAUUACGACAAUUUGUUUCAUGGGAUUGGCUUUAUUCGGUUUGCACAAUUACAGACUUGAUCCUUCUCCAAACGUUUCAAUAAUUCUGGCACAUCAAAUUUUGUCUCCAUUUGCAUGGACAGCCAUAACAGCUUGGAUAUGUAUUGCGUGCAUUUCGGGAUACGGAGGUUUUUUAAAUAAAUUCCUGUCCUCCGAGUUCUUCGUCGUAAUGGAUCGACUGACAGUGUGGAUUUACAUUCUGCAUCCUCUUUCUAUUCUUUAUAUUUAUGGAGAAAAAAGAAGCCAUCAAGUAUUUAGAGAAAUAUAUUUGUGGAUGUUAUACAUAAUGGUGAUGUUUAUUUCCAUUAUUGUAUCUGUAUUCUGUUACACGUUUCUGCAAAUUCCAAUAUCAAAUACUGUGAUUAAAAUGUUUUCACCAGAAAAUUCAAAGAAAAAUGCUUAUUUGGGUAAUAAUAAUCCAACAGAAGAAGCAUUAGAAAAAAAAAUUUCCUAAUUUCCAAUACAAAUAAUUGUUUAGAAAUCGGCAGGGGUGUUCCAAACUGUUUUGGAGUCUGAGUCGAACCUCGUUCAGGGCACGUUUCUUUUAACAUUAAUUAUAUGAAAUAUAUAAGUAAA
Molecule: messenger RNA, 1300 nt
Organism: Centruroides sculpturatus (bark scorpion)
Lineage: Eukaryota; Metazoa; Arthropoda; Arachnida; Scorpiones; Buthidae
Product: nose resistant to fluoxetine protein 6-like
Exons: 9
Coding region: 21-1178 (385 amino acids)
Molecular function (GO): acyltransferase activity, transferring groups other than amino-acyl groups
Source: RefSeq, a predicted model, not a curated record